Messenger RNA from Lymnaea stagnalis (great pond snail), 18645 nucleotides. Lineage: Eukaryota; Metazoa; Mollusca; Gastropoda; Lymnaeidae. The record is from the annotation of a GenBank genome assembly.
AAUAUUACUGUUGGAAAUAGUACUCCAACCGUGUUCGCUGUGGAGACAUCAAAUUUGCUUAUAAGUGAAAAGGUCGUGGCUUUUACUCACACAUAGACUUGUGAUGAUGGAAAAAGUGUUUCUUGGCAAUCUAGCUGGAGACGUCAAUGAAGGCACGCUACGCAAGUUGCUUGAGCAGCAAGGAAUCAUUUUUAACAAUAUUUCAAUGAAAAGAAACUUUGCUUUUGUAACGGUUAAAGACAAACUCUCAGUUGAUGAAGUGGUCAAAAAACUCAACGGUAACUGACUAAAAUUAGUCAGUCAUUUGUAUUUUGUUGAUAUGAUAAAUAAUAUAAUAGUUUUCUUGUAAUUGUUGCGAAAGCAUAAGCGAUUUCACAUAGUUACAACACAUACACAUACUUGUUCUUAGCAGUAGUAACAUGGAGCUGUCUAAAUUAAUAAUUAAGCUGUUUUUAUUAUUAGACACUAUUUUUUUUAAAGUAAUUUAAACUAUGUUGUGUAUUUUAUGAGAGUUAAAUCAUUAAAUUAUAUUUUAGCUCAACAAUUUCAAUAGCAUUUAAAUUGUGCUUGUUAUUAUAUUUUAUUAAACAUUUUUUAUUUUAAAAAGUGACUAACUUGUCAAGCAACCUUAUUAUUUAUUAUUUAACUUUGAUUUAAUUUUAACUAAUUCUAGUUCUAGAACAAAAUUUUAAGAUCCAGAAAUCUUUUGACUUUUAUCAUUUAUGGCACUAUUUAUUUGGGAGAUUUGGGAAGUAAUUAGUAAUUGAAACAAAUUCAUUAACGAUGUUACUAGUUACGUAACUAAAAAUAAAAAAGUUACCUUAAAACUCUAAUAAUACUUGAUAAUUAUCAGACUAGGCUUGGUUUGUACGUAUUAAUCCUACCAAUUUUCAUAAUGCGAUAAUGUAGUCAUUUCUGAAUUUGAAACACAAAGUAAAUAAUUGAAUGCACUUAAAUAUGAGAUUGACCUGUCUCAAAAUCCUAAGUAGACUAAUCAGGCCAUCCUUAAAUGAAGUCAUGCUAUUUUGGUAUAUUUUGUAACAAAUUAGAUUAGACAACUAUCACAAAUUUUUUAACCACCCCUCUUUUGGAUGCACAAUGUUAUUUUUGGAUUGCCCCCGUAAACUAUGAUUGGGCUAUGCCUAGUGUAAAUUCAAGCACUAAUGUCAUAAUUCUCUGCCUUCGAGAAUUCUACAACUGAUUAUAUUGGCAGAUUUUGUACUACCCUCCCCCAUCAUCUAAAGUAGUCACACUCCCACAAUUUAGAAACCUUCAUAAUACAUUGUCACAAAUUUGUGUCAUUUUUGUCAAGGGUCUACUAACACUAAUAAAAAUUAAACUCCUAAGACCUAAAGCAUUAUUUCUAUAUUUAGCCAUAACCAGUCUGCAAUCACCUUACCAAUAGUAAUGUGAAGUCCAUUUCAUUAAUUAUGUAAGCUGCUAAUAGAGGGAACACUAUCUUGACCAGGGGUGUGUAACCUUUUUGUGCAGAUGACAGCAUGGAAAUUAUUGUAUUUGUUUUUUUGGCGGGGCACAUAAUUUCUAUGAAUCUGAGAGUUCUAGACAAUAAAUUGAAAAUAAGUUUGAAGUUGAGCAGUGGAAUAAUUUUUAAUUUUGUAUUGGUUAUUACUAUUACAUAUGACAAUUUUACUGUGUUAUUAAUUUUCUAAGGCUUUUACAGAUAACCAUUCACAAUUGCUACCUACUGGAAAAAUAUUCAUCCAGUUUUUGGAAGGUCAUAGGGCCCCAUAUAUGUACAUGAAACAAUAUGUGCAUGAAACAAUGUUUAAUAGAAUAGGCAGAUUCUUCCUCUUUACAGAAAUGUUUUUGAAGUAGGCAGAUAUCUAAUUUAAGUAUUUUAUAAUCUUUUUUUUUCCCUUCAUUAUUUUCAGGAUUUACAUUAGAAGGAUCUGUAAUGCAAGCUGAACCAUCAAAUGGAAGGAAAAGGUGCAUUUUGUAAAAUACUAGCAUAAUUUUGUCCAUAUCCUUUUAUAAUUUUUUAAACUAUUCUUAUCCUUAAAAAUAGUUUCUUUGGUCAUGAAAUUAUUUAUAUCCUUCUUGUUUGCUAUUAUAUAUUUAUGCAUUGAAUGCAGACAUUUCACGAUUGUUAUUCUUGUUUGCUAGUAAUAACUUAAAAUAUUUCAGUCGUAAAACAAACAAAAUUCAAAUUCGAAAUUUACCACCACACUGCUCUAAAGAACAGAUUGAGGAGCUUGUGAAUGUAACUUCUAGGAGCCAAAAAAAGUUUGAACAAGGUAUGUUCACUAUUUAGCAACUACUACUUUUUGAAGAAAUUAACUAUUUACGUCAAGAUAAUUAUUAUUUUCAAUAGCCUGAUGAUGUGAAACAGAGUAGUAAAAAAUAUCAAAAUUAAAACCCCUUCUUUUUGAUUUCCAUAAAUCAUUAAUCCUCAUAAAAAUUUAAGAAGAAAAGAAUUUAAGCAAAGCUACAAAGAAAAACUAUCCUACCAGUUUGGUGAAGCUAUUACUUAAUAUUAAUAAAGUUAUAUUGAUUGUAAAUCUCAUUUUUAGUUGGCUCAGAGGGCGUCAUGUAUGUGACAUUUAAUACUCCAGAAGAAGCUGAAGAGUAAGUUACUUUUAACAUUAUUUUUAGAAAUUAGAAAGAUUUUGCACUAAAAAUCAGUUGAUUAUAAUUAAAAUAAAGUGUCAAUUUUCCUUUUCCUAACACUAUUAUCCAAGUUGAUUAUUAUAAAUAUAAAUACAGUAGAGUGGAUUUUCUUGGCGCUAAUUAUCCGAAAUGUCGGUUAUCAGAAUAGCCCCUUUCUUGUUUAAAUAUUAUUAUCUUAGGCACAACUCAAAAUGUAAGGGGGGCCAUUAUACUUUAUGAAAAACUUGUGCGGGCCAAAAGAAAAUAGGACAGGGGGAAAGCUAUUAAGAAAAUAUUAAGAAUAAAGAAUAUUUUAUUACUUUGCGGGCCACAAAGUGGGUGCUAGCGAUGCGGCCCACGAGCCAUAUGUUGUGCCGGCCUGGUCUAUUGCACUCAUAACAUUUUCCUAUUUAUGUAGCCUCCUUCUAGUUUCACCAUAAAGGGUCAUUGGCUCCUUGGAAAAUGGUAUCAUUUUAUUGUUCAUUACACUAUUCUGAGCUACACAUUCACAACACACUUGUUCCUUGUCUGGUGUUUGUAUGUCCUUAGCAUGUGAAGAUGACCAAGGUUAUAUCAUAAGGUACAUACGCAGAUGGCCUGCAAGUCCCGUUUGUGCCUGGAUAGCUUAAUCCUGCAUGUGGGUCACAUGUUGUUUUGGGUCUUAGUAGAAUUUGAGUCGGUUCUGCUUUUUCUUGCAAUGCACCUUCUUUGUUCUUGAUCGGUGCCCAAAUUCUGGCAGUUAUUUUUCUGAUAGUGCUGCCAUUUUGAUUUUGUAUCUUGCGAGCUGUUUUGCAACAAUUGCAGUUUGCCACUCUGGUCUGUUUGCUUUGGGGUUAUCCAUAAAAGUUAGCACAUUCCAGGCACCAAUGUUAAGUGUUGUUGAUUUGAUAUGUGGUAAUUCAUCAUCUGAUAUUAAAAACUGAAUGGACAGAAUAAUCAAGGUAGCUAUAAACAUAACACAAAAUAAACAUCCUUCACAUGAAGAACUAUUUGAAGAAAGAUGUUAUUGUAAAACUAAAGAAAUUUUGGAUCAUACAUCCCACCCUCUUCAUCACAGAUACUAAGGAUCUGCCCGUUCGGGAUGAAUUCUUUCUCUCACUGAAAGAUAUAAAAAUUCUUUUGUUCUCCAAUCUGUACAAAUUUAUUAUUAUUAUGAUUUGUUUUAUUUAGGGCUGGGGUCACCAUGCUGUACAUAAAAUUUAACAAACAUAUCAACUUAAAAAAUUAAUGACCAUACAUUAAUUAAAUAAAAAAUAUAAAACAAACGUUUAUUCACUCCACUCAUCCCAGAACUAUUUACAUGUCAAGCCAUAGACGGCACCCAGCAUCAUUGUUUAUCGGUCAGAGGGGGGAAUCAGUCAGUAUAGUAGAGUUUAAAGGAUAUGUUUUGAGUGCACUUUUGAAGGCUGUGAUGGUCAAUAUAUUGCAGAUGUGUAAUGGAAGAGAAUUCCAUUGUUUAGGGGUACAGAAAGAUCUUUCACUGUAUUUUUUUAUGCGAGUCUUGGGGAUAGAAAGAAUACCAAGUUCUCCCCCAGAAGUCACAAAUCUUAAUGAGAACCAAUUAGUCCCUGAUAUGGCUAAGAGAGUUAACUGAAUGGCUGUUUUUUUCACUGGUGAAAUAAUUUAAUGUAGAUGUCUUGUGUUCAAAUUGUUCUAUUUAUUUGCUGAAAAUGUACAAUGCAAUCAAAAAACAUUUCCAUUUGUUUGGAUCAAUAAAAGAAUCUUAUCUUAUUAGUGCUGCAGUUGCUUGGAUGGAGUUUUUACAAGACAAAAUUUGUUGUCUGAAGCACUUCCUCUAUUUUCCUUCCCAUUUAGGUGAACAAUGGUGAUCUCAAAUAGGGUAGUCUAGAUACCUAGAGUUAAUGGCCCUGACAUACAGUUUGUUUUGUUUAAAGUGAAAGAGAGUUGUGCAAAAUGUCAGCCUCACUCUCUUGUCCUUGCACUUGAAUUCCCUUCCUCCUCACAUGAUCAUCUCGUAGUCAGCCAUCAAUGGAGUAAAUUGUUCACCAAUUAGAUCGUAUCAGCUUCGUUAAAUUAGGCUGUAAGAUAUGAGAUCAAAUCAGAAAAAAACAUUUAAUUAAAGAACCUAUCAACAUUACUAAUAAUUUUGCAAAUAUUAAAAACUGAAGUAUAUUUUUUUCCAUUGUUAACUUUUAGUGUUAUUAAUCAAGGGUAGGUUCUAUUGACAUGUCGUAAUUAGGAAGAAAAUUAAUUAAAUUAAAGCAGACUUUGCUCAGUUUUGAAUUGAUUUUAAUUGAUGAAUAUAACAAUAUCUAACGAAAUAUUAUUCAUUCCAAGUUAUUAAUUCAUUUUUUUCCCUCUUUAGAUGUGUAGAGCAAUUGAAUGAUUACCGCUUUGAAGAUGGAACACAGUUAAAAGUAAAAUUUUUAACAAUGAAUUCCACUUGUCAGUUUUGUUAUAAUUUCAUAAUGAUACAAUUAAAUAUUUAGCAAAAACUUUUAAAACUAGUGUUUAAUCACAGGUUUUUAGUUCUUCUGUUAUUGGCUUUCUCUUGUUGAUGAUUUAAAAAAGGCUCAAUUGAAUUAAAUUUUCCUUACCUACUUUACAUAGUGAUUGGAAUAGCUUUAUAAUGCUACUUGGUUCUGUGAAAUGGUAGAAUUAUUUGGUUACUUUUAAGCAUAUUAUGAAAUAUUUAAAAAAAUUUAUAGGAUUGUUAAGCAUUUUUUUAUCCUGUAAAUAAUCUUUUACUUUUAGGUGGAUUAUUUUCGAAACCAGAAAAGAUCGAACAGAAGCAAUUCCAACAGUAAUUCUGGACUUGCGCGACAAGAUCUUCCUUUAAGGUGAAUUACUUUUUGUUUCCAGGUACUGUUAAAUUAACUGCUGAGCUGAUUUUUAUAAAAUGCAUAUUCCUAUAAUAAUUACACCGUUUCCUGGUUUAUAAUGUAUUUUUUUGUUGUAUUCUGUUUUUAUACUUUAAAAAAAAUUGUCUUGCAUUCUAUUCAGGAUUGUUGUUGCCAGUGAUUAUGUGGGCGCUAUUAUUGGAAAGCAGGGUCAAACUAUAAGGAAAAUAACAUCUGAAAGUCGAGCAAGGUAAUAUCGUUUUAGGAGUCUUAAUUUAAUGUUCACUAGUAGUAGAUUGUAGGGUUGAAAGUAUCUAGAUUCAAUUUUUUUUUUAUUCAGUGGACUAUAUUUUAUUAAGUUAAAACAUUGUGCACAUUUUGGGUAAGUUGAAGUUAAAAGCAAUGGAAUUAGAAGGCCAAAGCUUCUCUGUGACUGGUAUGAUGGAUCCAUACGAUGUUCAUGCUCAUUCUUCAUUUUUAACUGCCCAAGCCAUAUCCCUAUGCAGUCCCAUACAUUUCUUCCAGUCAGUGUCAUUUUGAUUAAUGUAAUUAUUAAUCAAAUUAAUAAAUAGUCUUCAGCUGUGUUUUUUUUUUUGUCAGAAGUAUAUGAAGGAGAAAUUCUUCAUGAGUUGUAUUGCCAAAAAUUUUUCUGACAGAUCACAUUUUAAAUAUUAACUUUAAUCUCUCUUAUAACUUGGGUAGAUCUCAUUUGGCUUAUUACUCUAUUCCUUCUUUUUUAAUUUAGGAAGAAAUCUUUAGGAUUAUAAUUGUAUUCAGUAUGUCUUAUUUUGUUUUUCAAAUGUCAAAUUAGAUUAAAAUCAGUUAACACAGAAGAAAAAAAUUAUGCUCAUGAAAACCCAAAAAUGAAACACCUAGGUUUUCAACAUUUAAAAAAAAAAUUUAUUUGGCUAACCCAGUAUUUUGCGGGUGCCAGGUACCCAUAUGGGAAAAGCUGCACUAUUGGAUGAUUAUGUAUCGGAGAUAAAUAAGAAUCCUGAGCAUGUUAGAUACAAAAUUCAAAAUUUUAUAAAAAUUGUCAGUAUUAUUUACAACAUAGAGGAAACAAAAUUAAUUAAUUCUUUAGCAGCAACUUUUUAAAUCUAACAUUACAGUAUCUCUUGAAAAACAGUUAUGUAAGAAGUAAAAAUGUGGCUUGUGUGCUUUUGAGAGAAAUAUUGACUGUAGAAGUAAUGAAGUCUAGGCAGGGCCCAGUAGCAGAAAUCCUAAAACAAAGAGUGAAAAAAUAUUGAGGCAUUGAGUUUUUGAAAUGGUGGAAAAGUUGUAUAUCCUAUAACCCAUAAUAAAUGAGCUUGUCCAAAAAUCAUUCUUUAUGCUGGUUAGACUACAAGUCAGAAUUAUCUGCUCAUCAGCUCAUCGGUUGAUGAGUUUGGUGUUAUUCAGACACUUCUGGAAAACAAAGAAGGUUGUGUUGUUUUUUUUAAAUUUGGCUGCAAUUUUAAAAAAAAAAUAUGUUCUUAAAUUCAUUCAUUAUCCUUUUUUCAUAUUGUAUCUGGAUAGGGAAAGAAGGAUGAAUUUAUGAAAGAUGAAUGUUUUGAAAAUGAUUCUUAUAUGCUCAAUGAUUGAUUUGUUGGGUUGACUGAAUUUUAAAAAAGCAAGAAUUUGAUUUUUUAAGAACCAGCAUUGUAAGGUCAGAUUGCAGUUUUUGUGUGGUUAACCGUGAACAGCAGAACAUUAAAUUAUAUCUUACGAUUUUCAUUAAUAAAGUUUUUACUUUCAGAGUGGAUAUUCAUAGAAGAGAAAGCCAUGUACCUGAUACAGUAAGUUACAUUAUUUCUCACAAACCUUUUUGUCUCCUUUAUUCUUUCUGAUAAUGUCCUAUGUAAUGAAUCUAGAAUGAUUGUGAACCAGACUGAAAGUUAAACUUAAGGGGAACAAGGUUUAUUUAUUCUUUUCAUAGUAUGGGUUUUCUGGAAACUUUAAAAUAUUGCAUCUAAAGUGGAUUAUUUUUCUUCACAAAGAAAUAGCUAAAAUGUUUGCAUUUCGUUACUGUUUAAUUUAAUGUUAUUUGAAAUUUUGUGGUAAAUAAUUUCUGAGCUGCUAACAAGUACCGUAAACUAAUUAUUUCACUAUUAUUAAAAAAGUUUUAAUGAUUUUCAAAAAAAUUAAUUUUUGUGAAUAUUCUUACGUGGGAAAAUUAUCAGUUUUUUCGACAUUUUUAAGAUCAAAGCAAGGACUUGAAUUAUAAUUUAACUGAGGUGUGAUGUUCAUUAGUCUAAUUUUCAUAAAGAACAUCUUGCUUUGCUACAAUUUCUCAAUUCCAUUAUCACAAAAUCAUUUUUAUUUAUUUCUCCAGUAUUAUAGUAUGAAUAUUUUAAACAAAUGAAUAAUUGCUACUUUAAAAAUAUAUCAUAUUUUAGUUUGUUUCAACCUUUGUUUUCUGAAUUUGGAGUUCAAGACAAGAGAAGGUUCUUCAGUAUCUACAUCUACCUUUGGCAUGAAUUAAAUGCUUUUUUUUAAGAUCUUGAAUACUUUUUUUCAGCUUGUAACAAUUAAAGGAUCACCUGAAAGUUGUUCUAAGGCUUGCAAAGAAAUAAUGACUGUUGUACGACAAGAAGCAGAUUCACUCAAUAGAGGGUAGGUAGUAAAACUGAAGUUAAUUAAAUCCGCCAGAUACAAUCCAAAAUUUUAUUUUUUGUUAUCCUUAUUUUAGUCAUGUUAUCUUAAAAUUUUGCAAUGAAAAUUAAAGCAUAAGUUCAACUUUAAAAAUUGUAUUUUUUAUCAAUUGAAUUAAAUUCUUCUCAAAUAUCAUUUGUUUUGACUUUAUUUCAGUGAUGUCGCUUUUAGAAUUUUAUGUCCAAAUAGCAUCUGUGGUCGGAUAAUAGGGAAACAAGGGAAUGUUAUCAAAGUAUUCAUGGAGAAAACUAACACCAAUAUAGUUGUAUCUAGGUAAGUUAAAAAGUCUGUGAUGUUACAAAUUCAUGGGAUGUAAUUAGGAUUUUAAUUUAACAGGUCAACCUUGAGCAUUAGUGCUGAAAUAAUUGUGACUGUUUUAAAUUUAGUUAUCUCUAAAUGAGAAAUUGCUAUACUAAAAUUGCAUGUGUUAAUUUCCAUAGUGAGUUUCAUUGAUUAAUGCUGACUAUAUAUUCAGCCUAAAAAUUUUAAGCAAAUCCUAUUUUUGGGACAAGAGAAUUUUUGAGAGGGUAGUCAUGAAAUGUAUUUUUAAAUUUUUAAAAAUGUUGUUACAUUUUACCAAUUAAUUUUCAAAUUCCCUGAAUGCUUUUAUUAUAUAAUUUCACUUGGGAACUUGAAAAUGCCUCGGUCAAAGCUGGUCUUAAGGUAAAUGAAGCGAAGACAAAUAUAUGAUAAUAUCUUGAAAUACCCAUGCUGACAACAUCAAUAUAAACAACCACACCUUUGAGAGAGUGGCUACUAUCAAAUAUCUAAGGGAAAGUACAUACUUUAUUAAAAAAUUCUACAAUAUUCAUCCGGAAAGUCCAAAAAUAGCAGAUUUUAUCAUUUGAUUCACUGUUAAGGUCCUUUCUAAAGAUAAUUUUAGCACCUGUUGCUUUCACCGAAUUGUCAUGGCCCUGCUUGAGGGCUCGUUUAACCGCCAUUGAUGAAAACCUGCGACACGUUUUGAUAACUGUGCUGUAACAACAUAAAUAUAUAUGGUUUAUUAGAUUUUUUUGUAUUUUUGGGGGUGGGGGUCGUUAAAAGUGCUUUGUAUGUACACUGGGGCAGGGGGGUAAAAAAAUUGGUGUACAAUGGGUGGAGGGGGUGGUAGAAAAUCAGAUUUUUUUUUUUUUUGCGGUGAGUGCAGAAAAUAUAGAAAACUAGAGAAUGCAUCAUUUUGUAGGUUCUGAGAAGCCCUUUGAAAUCUAUUUUUAGAAGGCACAAAACAAGUGUUCGAUUUUAAUACCCCCCUCUUCCUUUCACCCCUUUACAGGUUGUGGUGAUUAUUAGACUGAUAACGAUAAACAGGCAUAACGGAUAUUUAUUUUUUUUUUUAAAUAAUAAAUCUUAAGUUACUUGAUAGCUCUUUUUUUAUGACGCCAUAAUUUGUUAAUCAAUUCUUAUUGCAAUCAAUUUUAUUUGGUCCUAAUCUGACUUUCAGUUUGAACCACGUUAAAUAUUACUAGUAACUUUAUUUUUACCAGUGACAGACAGUGCUCACCUAAACAGCAAAUACAUGUCUGCAAAAUAAAGUGGCAGCAGAUUGCAAAAUGAACACACUCAUCUCUUUUUUGAAGUUACCUUUUUAUCCCAGAUUAACUUGAUCCCGCUAGAGACUGAUGCGGGCUAGAGACGUGAUGCGAUUAGUUAUUGUAUACAUUUGAUGUACUGUAUUUUACUUAUUUACUAUUAAGAUAAUGGUUCUGUAUUGUACUAUUUCAAGACAAUAAUUUUUGGAGUUUGAGGGUAUACAGGUCUGAUUUUAAUGUUUCAUUUUAAACAUUUAUAAAGCUAUUUUGGUUUUAGGAUGGGACCUUGGUUUUGAAGGGCCAACACUUGCAAAUAAAUUUAAUUUAUUCUUGUAUGAAUUUUUUGGUUUUACCGAUGAAGGAAUUUGCUGAAACACUUAAUUUACAUUUGUAUAAAUAUGAAAAAAAAGAAUAAGAGGUGGCACAAAUCCCUAAUGAAAACAAAGCUCAGAUGGACGGAAAGAUAGUGGGUGAAAGUACAUUUAAAACCCAAACAGGAAAAAUAACAUUGCAGUUACGUAAUAUUGUGAAUUUGGUUUAUGCCAUAUGUAAUCAACAUACCAAAUAUUUUUAUUAAUUUAUUUUCCUUAUAAUUUCUAUCAGGUGUGUUACUCACAUGCAAUAUACCAGUAACUGCAAUGAUUAAUGUUCCAUUGUGUUAGCACUAUCGAAAUGUCUAGAAACAGGACCAGGGGCUCAUCUAUUAAUGUUGUACAGGUGUUCUUUAAAACAGUCUCAUUAGACUCAUCACAGUGAAUCCUCUAGAAAGCUUUGGAAAUUGCGUUUGAAUAUGAAACUUUAUCACAAUUAAUUACAUAUUUAUUAUUGCUUUAAGUAAAUUUUUUUUUUUUUAUAAAGUAUUUUUAAAAAAUGCCUCAAAUUUGAUACUUCUACAGCUUUGAUCCCUUUCCUGGAGGAUUGAUGGAUUCCACUAAUAAUUAUGUAGACAGAGUAAUAACUAUAACUGGCUCCACUGAAAGCUGCUCAGAAGCCGAAGAAAAAAUCAGUGAGAAAAUGAGACAAUGCUUUGAACAAGAUGCUGGCUCAUUUCAGGUUUGUCUUUGAUUUCAAUUCUAACUGGAUAUUGUAAUUACAGUACCUAUUCCUAUUCUCCCUUACCAUGAAUGAAAGCAUUUAAUCUUAGUAGUCUUUAAAAUUUUUCAUCAUAUGCCUUGAAUAAUACACUGCAGACUUACUGCUAAUUAUUUUUAUCUUAAAUGUUAAAUACUAUUAUUCCCAGAAAAUACAGAAUUUUUUGCAGUGAUCUUUUGUAUAGCUUUUUAUACAUUGUUUGAAUGUUCAGGGGUGUAAUACUCUGAAUAGAGCCAAUAUUUUUUAACAUUUUAUUAAAAACACAAACCAACAAGAUUGAUUAUAAAUUUAUAUUUUGCAGUAUGGUGCACAGCAGCAUAUGAUGUUCCCUGGAAUGCCAGGUCUUCCCCUGAUGCCUGGUAUGGGACCUUACCAAGCCAUGAGACCGCCCAUGCCCUAUAUGGUAAGUUUACGGAAUACCUUUAUCUAAAAAAACCCAAGGAUGAAUAUUAGGGUUGCACCGAAUAAAUGACAUUUGUGCAGUGUCAGCUUAUUUUGCCAAUUAAUCGGCUUGCUGAAAAUACGAAAGAUAAGUGUUUCCCAAAAUUUAAAGUUUGGUGGUCAAGUUUCAAAAUUGCACCAGGGACCAAAGGCUAAUUUAUUGAUAUUUCUUUUUAUUUGACCAUAAAUAUUCAUCUUGUGGGGACUAAGGCUCGUGGGCCACCAUUUGGCUCUAGGUGAUACUUGCAAAUUUUAAUUGCCUUUAAAUUUAACAUUUGUUAUGGGAUUUUAUCAAAUAUUUUUAUCCAAGCUAUUAAAUGUGUUAUAAAUUAUCUGAUUAUAAUCAGAAUGUUUUGUUUAAAGCCUUUUUCUUUAUAUAAUAUGCUAAAAAUAAUACGUGCAGUGCAGUUGGAUCAAUAAAAGUAACUUACCUUAUUAAUGAAUUGAAAUAAUGACCAAAAAAAAUCAUUAUCUGACUGUUUAGUAACCUUCUUGUAAUUUAUUUGGCAAUAACAUAUAUGCAAAAAGGACUAUUUUCCUAAAUUAUGUAAUAUUAUUUAGUCAAAAAAAUGUAUAGAUUUUUAAAAGUUUAUAAAUUUAUAAAGUCAGAAAUAUUUUUAGGGUGCUGCUUACUACCCUGGAGCUUUCAGUGGUCCACCUCAAGUUCAACAACAGCCUGAGGUCGUGCAACUUUAUAUUCCAGAAAAAUCUGUUGGUGCAGUAAUUGGGAGUAAAGGACAGAAUAUUAAAAAUAUUAUGCGUUUGUCUGGUGCUCGCAUCAAGGUAUAUUUUUAUUGUUAUCAAAUUAAAGGAUAUUGAUAUUUUUCACCUUUCAUUUUCAUAUUUUGCAUGUUACUCUUUACAGUUAUGUAAAAAAAAAAAUUAUAAGUGAUUGCAAUUAAUAUGCUCACUUAAAAGAUUUAUUUUUUUAUUUUUGUAUUUCACCGUUUAAUUUUAAUGGAGGCUUUAAUACUAUCUGUGAUUUUUUAUAUUUUUGGUUUUAAAUAUAUUACACUGAUAUUGUUCGUGCAUUGUAGAUACUAACUUAGCCCGUUGGAUUGAUGGAUUAAAUUUUUAUAUUUUUGCACUUAACCCUUUUGGGGCGUAGCCUUUUUGAAGUGUCGGUGCCAAGAAGAUGAAACACUUUUUACAAGCUCACUUUGCAACAAAAUUUUUUCUAAAAAACAAUUUCCUUUACAUGUUAGUUUAAAACUAUAAAUUCUUGUAGGAAAUUGAAUGAACUAAUAUAAUCUUUAUGAAUCAAAUUGAAAUCUCAACAUUUAUGCAAAUGAGCUAUCCUGAUUUGCAUAAUUUAUGCGUGCAUACAUUUUUUUUUGUUACUCUUAGAUAAUAGAUUAAACAUGACUUUCUUAUAUCAUUUGUGUGAAAUUUUUUUUUAUGGAUGAAGCUUGAAUUAGUCCUAACACUUGUGUUUUGGAAAACAAGGCCCUCCAGAUACCUCUGUUACAUGACCCUGACUAUUUUUCGGUUGCUAUGGACAGAGCAGUCCUUUUCACCAUUGUUCGACAGGCAUUUAUGACCUUGGGACAUUCUCUUGUGCUGGUUAUUACUGAGAAUUUUGUGGUCUCUCUCAUAAACAUUUGAAUGAUGUUUAGUGUAAUAAAAUAUCCUGAAGUACCUGGAGUGCUUAUGCCUUAGGGCAAAGUUAUAGGUCCUAUAUUUGCUAAAAAUUCAUAGGGUCAUCUCUAUACAGUUCAGUACUCCUAAUCCUAAACCAAGGAUUCACAAACUUAUCAGCAUCAUCAUGUUUCUUCAUUACAUUCCUGGUUGUUUUCAUCAGGUUCAUUGUUAGAUUCACUGCAAAGCAUUAAAGAAUCUGAUAUUACUUUCAACACAAAAAAAAUUUGUGAACACAACAAAAGCUAGUAAACAAAGGAGGUUGCAAUUAAAAUACAGGAUGUGCAGGAAAUGUAAGAAACAAUCUGAUUAGCUAGUACGAAGAUUAGCCAGCCGAUCUCAAGGCAUGAAUUAUCGGCCUAAGGAUCUGCUAUUCAACCCUGGCCAAUAUAUAAGCACAGCCAUCCCGAAAGGGUUCAGAUGAAUUAAAAUCAUGUUAAUUUCUUCAAAAUGAAAAAGGCUAUCGAUGUAUGUGUGUUGUAUAGAUUAGAUUACUAAUGUUCAAAUAAAAAAGAUAUGCCAGGGGGCAUUAGAACUAUUAAUCUUAAUUAUUUCAAACUUUAAUUUUUCAACAGAUAUUAGGGGCCAACGAUAAAAAUGGAUCUGGUGAAAAUAACCCAUUCAGUCAUUCAGGGGAUGAGCGCAAGGCUGUGAUUUCAGGAUCUCCAGAAGCACAGUGGAAGGUUAUAAUUUUAUUUUAAUAUUUUCCCUUAGUCUUGGAUUUUAACCCUUGAACUGUCAUGUGAAAUGGAACUGACAUAUGCAGUGCUAUGAUAUCAAUUCUGUUUUAGUAGCUUCGAUACGUAUCACUAAAAUGCACAUAACUAAAUGGAAAAUGAAUCCUGAGGCCCAUGCAAGUAUGCAUAUCUGAUAGUAAAACAUUGAAUACACAUGUCCUUUUAUCUGCCUUCAGCUCACACCUGCACUAUCAAGUUUGGCAUCAUGUUAAAGUUUUGGGGAAAAUUAUUGUUUUUGUGCUAAUUUUCCUAGACAUUUACAAAAAAUAAUAUAGGAGCCUUACAAGAUUGUACUCUUUGUGUGUGUGCGUCAUAAUUGUAACUUUGAAGGAUUAUUCUUUUUCACUUGUGUUGUAAGUUAAUAUAUUUUUUAGUUCUAUUUGGUUUUGUAUUGUUAUAAUAAUUUUAAUAGUAUAAUUAAAUUGAAUAUUGUUAAUAUCACUAGGUUUGGUAUAGUUUUUUUUUUUUAAUUGGCUGGUUUUCAGUCCUUUGCUACAUAUUGUUGAACAAAUAAGCAAAAUCUUAAAACUGAUAAAAUUUGCAAAACCAUAAUAUGACAGUAUGUUACACUGCCAUCAUUGGCUACAGACCUGGGAGGCUUUGUUCAGUCUCUUAUGUCAAGGUUUAUCAACCAGAGUAAUAUCUGUGACAAAAUCAGGAUACCAGGAAAUAAAUGUUUGAUUUCCUUCCCCCUUGCUUUUGCUGAAGAAAGACCUGCCAAACAAAAUUUCAUAAUUAGAUCACAAUACAAGGCAUUUUCCAUUGCCAUUUAAAGAUCAUUUACCCACUUAUGAGAAAUAUGUCCUUGCUGGACCCAAGGCACAUGGUGUCUGAAAAAGACCAGUUGAAUGGAAAAGCUUAGAGCAAUGUGAGAAACAAAACCAAGUUAAAGUGCAACACCAUCUUGGCUGAGUAUGAAAAAUAUAUUGGUCAUUAUCACAGCCAUUUUUUUCUACUCAGCUUUCCACAAUAAAAAGUAGUUUUCUGAUCUGCGGGCUAUUGUUCAACUCUUUUUUUUUUAAAACACAUAGCUAUGCUGUGAAUAAAGAGGUCAGUGUCUAAAAUUUUUACAGUGAGAGUCUCUGUGCUCAAAUACUGCAACUUAUUUAUUUUUCUUCAUAAAGGCUCAGUUCUACAUUUUUGAAAAGGUAAAGAAUGAAUUAAGACUUGCAGCCCAUGAUGAGGUUCAUCUAAGAACUGAGAUUAUGGUACCUAAACAAAGCAUUGGUAGAAUCAUAGGCAAAGGUGGCCAAAAUGUAAGUUAUAUUUUUUAUGGUUUUUAACUUUACCCAUGCAAAUGUAUAAUUUUAUCUUUAUAAGCGUACAUUCGCCACAAUGUCUAUCAUAUUAUAAUUUGUAACCAUUUAUCAACUAAGUGCAUUACCCUAAAAUAGGGAAACAUUUCCAACUUUGGUAUACAUGAAUAUAUUUUGAUUACGGAAAUGACCCUAAAGCAGUUUCAAAAUCUUAAUUUUAAAAUGUUUUUAAAUUUGACAUUUAAAAGCAUUUGAUGACAAUAGUGGCUGGUGUUAACAGGGCAACCUUGGGAAACAGCAAAUAAUCUAGUACUUGUAAUUUUUUUCCAAACUUAUUUUUUUCAUUUUAAAUUUUUCGUAGCUAACCCAAUCUUUUAAAUGAUAUAGAUGAAAGUUUGAAUAUUAUGCAAACAAAAGCAAUUAGCUGACAAUGUUAUGUAAUUACAGUAGAACCCAUUAUGUCGCCGGCCAUGGGGUUUGCCAAAAAGCAAGGAGAUAACCGAUGAUCGAGAUAAACGAAAACCAGUAUGGCGGCAAUAUAUUAACAUGGGCUUGAAAUUUCAAGCUCAAAUUUUAGGCUAUGCCCAUUUAAUAAUUUAAGUCAAUAAUAAUUAAUAGGCUAUAGGGUCUAAGUCUAAAAUGUUUUAGGCCUAGACUAAGUCCAGGUUACUGUAUAUUAGAUUUAACUUAAGACUGACUGAUUAGACUGUAUCCUGUAUAUGAUUAGAAUGUUAAUCUUAUAAAUAUUUUAUUUGUGAAGUACUCAUUUUAGUCUUAGAGUCAGGACAGCUUGCUUAGGCCCAUACUUAGUAGACCUACUUUCUAUUAACGAAUGUUAUAAAAAUAUAAGUUAUAUUUAAAAUAUAGGUAUAAAACAGGCCCGGACUACAUACAGCCCGCGAAUUAAUGAAAUAUUCUUUAUUAUUAUUUUCUUAAUAUCUCUCCCCCCUGUCAUUAUCUUUCGGCCUGCAUACUUCAUAAAGUAUUACGGCCCACCUUUCAUUUUUAGUUGUGUAUGCCUGGUCUAUAUUAUUAGGUAUUUCACUAAGUGGCGCGCGCCGAUAGAUUUUUCGUAUGCGGGGAAACAGACCAUAAACCCACGACGGUCAAUGCCGGUAGGUCACGGGGUCAUAUGGAGAUCUAGUUUCCUUUGUCUACGUAAGGGAGUGACAAUGAACUUAUUAUAGUCUGUUUUGUGCACACGAGGGGGGUGAUCAUUACAUCAUAAACUUAGAGAUUCUUUCACUCUUGUAUUUUGAGAAAUAAUUAUUUUUGAUUAUGCAAAACUUGUUUAUUUGUUCUUGUGGAGUUAAAUAAACAGGCGAUUGGUCAUGGGGAUUGAGAUAACUGACGUUAAGUGGCAAAUUUGGCCCCCUUUUGUGCUCGAGAUAUUAUGCUUCGGCGACAUAAAAGAAUCACAUAACCGAUGAGAAAAUGCUAAGACAAAGAGAGAAUUUGGAGGUUGCACUUCAUUUGACUUUAAAGGGUUGGCGAGUUAACCGAGGUCAAGAUAAGUGGGUUCAACUGUAUAAUAAAUAUAAUUCAUAAAUAUAAAUACAGUCAGAUUUCAAGACCUACUGUUGUACUAAUGUAAUAAUAAUUAUUGUAUUAUAGGUUAAAGAAAUGCAACGUGUAAGUGGUGCCAUAGUACAGCUUCCUAUGGAAGAGCAAGGAGAUGUGGAUGAAGUUCCAGUUACUAUUAUCGGGCAUUUUUAUGCCACUCAAUCAGCACAGAGACGUGUGCGUUCUUUAAUGAAUACUUUCUCACGUGCUCAACCAGCUCCCAGGAGAACAAGGCCAGGUGCUCCUCAGCAACUUCUAUAGAUCAUUGGUGCUUGGGCAAUAACUCACUACAUUUAAAGCUGUGCCGUUGUUCUUAAAUGGCUUCUCAUGAAGAAACUGUUGAAAUUAAAUUUUUGACUACUUAAGAUCUUUAUUAUUUUCAGUUUGCAACUAAAAAUUCCUGCUGUCAUUUUCUCGCUAUGCUAGGCUGGCAUUGCCCAAGCCACAAUUGUUGGUUGGUUUGUUAAAAGAAUACUUAAUAUGUUUAGACUGUGCUACAUUUAUUGUGAUUUUUUCCUAAAAUCAUAUUUUGGAUUUUGGAGUGAGAGACUGAGUCUAAUAUAUAUACAACUUGUUAUACAAUUUGUUCUAAACACUGUUGGUUUGAGAUCAAAAUUGAUGAUUAAUGUGAAAAUGAGAAGACUAUUUUUUAAUGAAUGUUUGACUUUAUUUUCUAUAUGUUGAUAUAUUAUAUAUUUAUGUAUUUUAUAGUGAGAAUACGCUUUUGUACUCACUGAAAGUUUGAUAAAAUAUGCAAAACAUUGAACAAGAUACAGCAAAGACCGUCUUGCUAGAUCUGUAAUGCAAAAUAGGUUUAACAUGCGCUAUAAAAACUUUCAGUACUAUAUUCAACUUGCCAACAUUCACUAUUUGGUACAGAGUCAACAAUAGCCUUUCUCAUUAAAUAUCUGUCCUUUAGCCUCUUAUUUCAGUUUGACUUGUAAUAUUUUUAUAUUUGUGCCCAGGGUACAAGUAACAAAAUGCAUGUUUUUGUGUGUCUAAUUCUAAUUAUACCAUUCAAACAGUUGUGAUUUUGGACAGUAACUUCACACAGUUUUUUUUUUUUUUUUUUUUUUUUUUUUUUUUUUUUUGUGAAGUUGAUAAUAAGCCUUUCAUAAUCAGUGAGCAUUCAGCUACAUUGUAGAAAUCAAAUACACUGCUUUUUUCUAGGUGUAUUUUUCUGUAGCUCAUUGUGUUGUAUUUUGAAACAAUCAAAAUGCUGUGUCAGAUAAGCCCAGCUUAGCUCACUGAGAAAAUAACCUCAGGAAAUCUUUGAUUUAAUUUUUGUUAUUUUCAUAGUCUCUACCAAGUAUUAAAAUCAAAUAACCUUUUUUUAACCUUAUCAAAAAAUUUUCCAAGUUUUCAAAAAAGUUAAAUGAUUUUUCAACUCCCAUUUUUCAUGUGGGUUCGCAACUAUAUCCUUAAUUCACCUGUCUUCCAUAUGGGUUGGGGAUAGGUUUCAAUUGAUUAAAAUUUAGACAUUCUAGUUUGGCGUUUUAUUUUAAAGGUGUUUCCCUUAGACAUUCCAGAUUACUUUGAUUAAAAUGAUAAAAUUAUGAUUUAAAUAAUUCCUAAUUUUAUUUUAUUUAACCAACAACUAGUCACUUAUCUAUAAUAUUGGGGGGAAAAAAUAUUAUUUUGCUUACAGAGAGGAAUCUAAAGCUUUUUUGGCUAGUAGUACUUAACCUUAAGCCAUGGUUAAGAUUUUCUUAAUUUAUCAGAUGUUUUAUUUAUAUGGUUCUAUUUUCUCCUGGAGAUCCAGUGUUGAAAACAUGUUUUGAGCUUAAAAGUCUAAUUUAAUAACCACAUGAACAUUAUAUUUCUAAGUAUUUGAACAGUUUGGUGAUGGGUUCUUGUUUCUUACACUAAUAAUUUGAGUGCAUGUUGGUUUACCCACUGCCCAUAUUUAAUAUGUUCUACAGUUUGAGAAUGACGAUUCUUACUUUUUUUCCUCUUUAAAUAAACAAAUUUCUUUGUUGUUGAUUAUUUAUACUCAUAAAUGACCUAAUUUUCUCUAAAGCUUUCAGUACUUGUUGUUCUGUUUAAAGAUAAAAAUUGGUGGAGACAAUAGUUGCAUGAAACAUUAAUUUCAUAGACUUAUAUUAAAUUGUGCAUUUGUUAUUGUUACUACAUGGUGACAAUUGAAUUCUUUUACCAAAUUCUGUGGGAUCUGCAGAAUAUCUUACACUCUGACUGUAAGUAGUAAUAAUCCUUGGACUUGCACUUGAGAAAUGUUACAUUAACUAUCUGUCCAGCUGCCUCUUAAAAAAAAUACAUUAUCUUGUUCAACGUUAAACUGUCUUCAGUUUUAUUUUAAUCCUAUAUGUCUUAAUCUGUUUUUGUCCCC